AUGGUUAGACGAUGUGAAAGCGUAUUACUCUGUCCUACAGCAACAUGGCAGAGAAACGCCACAACCGUUGCUGGAUCCAGUGCAGCUACAUCCGGUUCGAAUUCAACAACACUCAACGGACCCAACGCCGUAGGUGUUGAUAAUAAUUCGAACAUAUAUGUUCUCGAUAGUGGUAACAACCGUGUACAACGUUUCCUUUCGAAUUCAGCUAUUGGAACAACAAUUAUCAAUGGUAGUUCGGGCAAUGCACUCAAUCAGUUUAAUACUCUGGAUGAUAUAAGCAUAGAUAACAAUGGGAAUAUCUAUAUACUCGAUGGUGGUAAUGACCGUGUAAUGAAAUGGACACCAGGAGCGUCGUCAGGUGUAAUUGUUGCUGGUGGAUAUGGUAUUGGUAGUAAUGUAAGUCAGUUAAAUAAUGCAAAAGGAAUGCUCUUGGAUACGAAUACAUCAACAAUUUGGAUAGCUGACACUGAUAAUCAUCGUAUAGUGAAGUGGAUUUCACCAACAAGUAGUAUGGUGGUUUGUGGUAGUUUUGGAUCUAAUAGCAAUCAAUUUUAUUAUCCAUAUGGAUUAUUUAUUGAUACAAGUGAUUCAAAUACACUUUAUGUAGCAGAUACAUUUAAUCAUCGAAUUCAGCAAUGGUUAGCUGGUGCUACUCGAGGUACGACACUAGCUGGGAUAACAAGUUAUUAUGGCACUGGUUUGAAUCAAUUGUGGUGUCCAACAGCUGUGAUAGUGGAUAAUUAUCGAAAUAUGUUCAUCACCGAUGCCACCAACAAUCGUAUUUUACGAUGGUCUAUUGGAACAAGUUCAGGAAUGAUCAUCGCAGGAGAUUUGACUUCUGGAUCAGCACCAAACUUGCUGAAUAUUCCCAUGAAUAUGGACUUCGAUUCAAAUGGAUCUUUAUUUGUUGUAGAUAAAUCGAAUAAUCGAAUUCAAAAUUUUCUUAUUUCUUGUCCGUAUGUAGAUAACACUUCAACAACAGUUUCACCAUUGACAACAUCUGCAUCUAUAUCGAAUAUUAACUCCUCGACGUCGCUUUGGUCACUUAAUGGAACGACAAUCGCUGGUUCAUCUGUAGGUUUGAGUGGAAGUUCAUCAACAUAUUUGAAACAACCUGUGGAUGUUACCAUAGAUAAAAAUGGCAUACUCUAUGUGUUAGAUUCAAGUAAUUAUCGUGUUCAACGUUUUCUCCCAGGUUCUACAAUCGGAACAACAGUAGUUUAUGGCAGCGUUGGCACCGGACUGAAUCAGUUUGCCUACAUGGAUGGUUUCAAUGUAGAUGCCAAUGGUGCUAUUUAUAUUGUCGAUCAUGGUAAUAAUCGUGUCGUGAAAUGGUUACCUGGUGCAACGAACGGAACAAUUGUUGCUGGGGGUUAUGGAAGUGGAAGUAGUGCAAAUCAGCUGAAUUCUCCAUACGGGAUAUUCAUACCAAACAACUCAUCAACUAUCUGGAUAGCUGAUACCGUCAAUCAUCGCAUCGUAAGAUGGAAUUCUUCGACAACAGGUACUCCUAUUUGUGGAAGUUAUGGAUCAGGUUCAAAUCAAUUCUACUAUCCAUUCGGAUUAUUUGUUGAUACAAAUGCGUCGAAUACGUUGUAUGUUGCUGAUACAUAUAAUCAUCGAAUUCAACGAUGGUUGUCAGGAGCAAUCAAUGGAACAACUGUUGCAGGACAAACAAGAGUUUGUGGUAAUGGAUACAAUCAGCUAUGUAAUCCAACGGCUGUUAUUGGAGAUAUGAAAGGAUUUAUCUACAUUGCCGAUCGUUCUAAUAGUCGUAUUAUGAGAUGGGUGAUAGGAUCAAGUUAUGGUACUGUUAUAGCUGGAAGUUCAACAAUGGGAGUAUUGCCAAAUCAAUUUUAUUAUCCAAAGAAUCUACGGAUCGAUGCCAACGGAUCUUUAAUUGUUGCUGAUACUUCUAACAAUCGCAUUCAGAAAUUUUCUCUGCUUUUUGCAUCAUGUGUCAAUAUUACAACUCAAUCACCGUCAGAUUCAACUUCAACAGCACCGCCUUUUUUGACUGUCAUCUCUAGUUCGACACAGGGAACGCCGAGUGACACAUUAUUAGACUCAUCAGUGAUGUUCAUUGUGCCUUCUAUUGCGACCAGUUCUACACUAGGAAUAACAAGUGCAGCGACGACAGCCCCAUCAGUGAUAUCCGACUCUUCUACUCCAACUUCGACAGAAGAAAUGACAACUGGAACAACAACCGAUGCGUCAGUAGUUUCCAUUUCUUCUUCGUUGAGUUCAACAAAAGAAAUAGCAAUCGGUACACCAGCAGGUUCGUCAAUACCAUCUGCUUCUAAUGCAAUUACGGACCCCACACCGGAAAUCAUAAGUGGAACAGCAAUAUAUUCGUCGAUAGUGACCACGUCGUCUCUUUCUUUGAGUUCGACUACAGGCUCACCGGUGGAAUCCGAUCUGUCUACCUAUUCCACUUUAAUAUAUGCGAGAACAAAUGAAGUAACAGUAGCAGAUUCAUCCAUGAUACUCUCUUCUUCUGCUACUCCGACAUCAGAAGCGGUGAAUGAAAUAGCGACAGGUUUGCAAGCGGUAUACGACUCUUCGACUACUGCAGCUUCGGCGUUGACCAUGAGAAGUUCAACAACAGAAGGCUUAUUAAUUCUUCCCCAUUCCACACAGGGAACGUCAAAUGACGCAAUAUCAGAUGCGCCAGUUAUGUCCACCAUUUCUUCUGCUGCUACCAAUUUGACACCAAGAACAACAAGCGCAGCGACAGCGGCUUCAUCAAUGACAUCCGACUUUUCUACUUCAAACUCGACAGCAAAAAUGACAACUGGAACAGCGACAGGUCCAUUAAUAGUUUCUGCCAUUCCUCCCACGCCUACUAGUUUAGCAUCAGGAAUGACAAGCGGUAGAAUACAAGAUCUAUCAGUAGCAUCUACUGCUUCUACUUCUCCGAGUUCGACAGCAGGUUCAUCAAUAGUAUUCGUUCCUUCUGCAACUACCGGCUUCGAACCAGAAACGGCAAGUGCAGCAACAACAGUUUCAUCAACGGUGUUCACUUCUUCCUUUUCACGUUCGAGUUCGAUUCCGGUGACAGCAAGUGUUUCUUCAAUAGUAUCUACUUCUUCUUUUAUUGCAAGUCCGACAUUCAAUAUAACAAGCAUAGCACCAACACACGCAUCAACAAUAUUCACUUCAUCAUUCUCUUCAAGUUUAAAACCAAAUAUAACAAGUGGAGCAGCAGCAAUUACUCUUUACAUAACUCAACAAUCAAAGCUGAAACUUCGUGAACGAGCGAAUCAACAUAUGUCAACAAAUACGAAAACACUUUUGUCAUUACCAUUAGAAAUUCUUCACCAAAUUUUUGAUGAUCUCGACGCAAAGACUAUAUUACUUUCAGUGCGACGUACUUGCAAGCAAUUGCACUUGGCUGCUAACACAUACAAUCGAUUGAAACUAGCACGGGUGUCAAAACAGAAAUUAACCAAGAUUCGUCAAGUUCUUGUACCCGAAAAUGUUCUUUCGCUACGUAUCGCACGUGGCAAUAAUUUUUGGAAAAUCAAUGAUUUAGCUUCUUUUAUCGACCGUCUCUAUCAGUUCACCUACCUUCGCUCUUUAACAAUAGAUGUAUCAAAUGAUACUGAACUUAACAUUCUAUUAAAGUAUCUUUCCGCCAGUCAAAUAACUGAACUGACAAUCGGCAUUGAAAUUGAAGAGAGUUCUCCUGAAAUUGAGUCGAUCAAUCAUUGCCUAUUACAAAGUCUAUCUUUGAAUCGGUGCACAUUCAAACAGUUUGCAUCGAUUAUACGCCACUGUUCUAAUUUGCAAAAGCUGAAUGUAUCUUACAUAGUUGACAAAACAAAGAAUCAGACACUUCAAGAAUAUUUUAUUCCGAUGGUUUAUUCAAACAUGACAAAUCUUAGCUUGGAAUGCUCGAAUAUGAGUACAGAUGGCUUCGAAAUAUUAAUUUCGUGUAUGCCUUCAAUUUCCUGUUUAAGCUUGUAUGCAUUAAUCGUUUCAGUAAAUCGUUGGUUUGACGGUUUAUUCUUAGAAAAAAUCAUAUCGAACAAAUUAUCGCGACUCAAAUAUUUGAAGUAUCAUUUUACUAUCAAAGCGAACAACUAUGAUCAAUUAGAAUCAAUAAUAGCUCCGUUUCGGACGCCGUUUUGGCGCGAAGAGAAAAGAUGGUUUUUUAGUUGUACGCGGUCCGCUCGUUUUCCUCGAGUUCUGCUAACUCUUGAAUCACCACCGACACAACUAACCGAUUUGAAUGAGUGCAGCGACAAUCACUAUUUUUCACUCUUCAGUAUACCAGCCGCAGCCAACGGGAGAGUCGCGAUUGGUACGGUACGUUCGAUUUCCUUUGGUUUGGCUGAUAUGUUGAUCGAGGCCAGUGACACAAGGGUCAAUUAUGCAAACUAUUAUUACUUCAGCCAUCCAACUGAUCUUUCACUUUAUAUUCAUAAUGUAUGGAAAUCCGGUUGGCUUCAGUCACUUUUAUCGCUGAUGGAACUUGUGCAUCUGAAAUGUCUUUGUUUUCAACAUUCUGGCGAUCACACGCAUGUUCCAGAUUCUUUAUUAUAUAAUAUCGAGAUUCUGCUCGAUCAAGCACCAAAUGUUGACGAUUUACGUAUAAUUAGUAAUGAUAUAAGCAUGAAGCAAAUAUGUUCAAUUGUUCCAUGUCGAAUAAAAAGUUUGAUGGUUUCGGUGAAGACCUACGAAGACAUGAAAAUUAUACUAAAACAGCUCGAUCAUUUGACAAAAGUUAUCUUCAAAUAUAGUAAUUCUCGAAGUCAAUCAAAAUUGUUUAAACAAAUUAUUCGAUGGGUUGCUCAUAAAAAAAAAAGAUUUGCACAUAAAAAGCGCAAAGAUUCAUUGGAAAUAUACUUUUAA
Molecule: messenger RNA, 4860 nt
Organism: Adineta ricciae
Lineage: Eukaryota; Metazoa; Rotifera; Eurotatoria; Adinetida; Adinetidae
Source: the annotation of a GenBank genome assembly